Molecule: messenger RNA, 26978 nt
Organism: Coregonus sp. 'balchen'
Lineage: Eukaryota; Metazoa; Chordata; Actinopteri; Salmoniformes; Salmonidae
Source: the annotation of a GenBank genome assembly
AUGGAGAUGUCUGGGGGUCCGGCAGGGGAAACGCAGAGGACUGGUACGGUGAAGAGGAAGAUGUGGGGGGGCCUCAGGCAGCAGUGGAAGCUACUGGGCCUGUUUGAGAUCGACCAGCAGCACAAGUUCUACAGCCUCACCUCUAUGAUGAAGGAAGGCCUCUCUGCAGCCGUGCAGAACACCAUCGACAACCCACCACCGGUGAGCACCCACAGGUCAUUUAAUGUGGUCCAAGUAAAUAUGCGUUGCAUUUUACUAAGCAUAUUUGCAUCGUGUUAAAAGUUCACACCUGUUUUUUCAGUAGGAGAUAAAACACUCAAAACAAAUGUAUAACACGAGACUCUCUUCCUUUACACCUCCUUUGUUUGUUUUUGGUUAAUCCCUCUGUGUUUAAUGCCCCAUGGAAAUAACAGGUACUGUACAAACUUGCACAAGGGUAGACCCGGUUCAAACACCUCAUAGAGCAGGAAUGUUCUACAAGGGAUAGGAAGUUUGAACUGAGCAGUAUCUUCAGCUUGUGCAAUCACAUAGUGGUCUAAAGCUAAUUGAAUGGACCAAACAAACAAAAAUGUAUACAUCUAUCAUGUGCCAUUGCCAGCAUUUAAAAUCAUGGGUUGCAAACUGGUUUCAUUUACCGUGGUGGCUGAUGCCUCUCAUUUCCACCUUAAUUUGCAUCACCCAUCGAUUUCCCCAAGAGGGCCAUGAGAAGGUCAAGAAGAGUGGGGCUGAAGCAUGAACAAAAGGAGCUCAUCAGAGAGAGCCAUGUUCCAUCCACCUGGAAUUACUCAAGGCUAAAGGCCCCUGACAGAAUAACAUAGGGUCAUGUUUAUUAGGCACCAAACAGAAGAAAACUGACUGAAACAGGAAGGGACCACCUGAAGUUGUCCAAUAAGAAACACUUGUUUUCGUUUUCUGUUGCAUGCCAUAAUGGCCCAGACUAAGGCUGGAUUCUAACCUCUUUUGUCAUCAUCAUUUGUUUGCCACUGGUUAGCCUACUAGCUACAAUGUCAAACGAUCUCUGCAACAAUUAUUUUGUUUAAGACGUAUGCCACAUUUAGACUUUACAUCUUUGAGGAGUCUUUGGAUUUCAAAUGGAAAACCUGCUCCCUUCUAUCUGCCCUUGAUGACUUGCCCUUGUGGAUCUGAGAAGGUGUUGAGGCGUUACCAUAUUGCUUACUCCUAUCUGGUGCCCUCAGAUCCGUAAAAGUAAUCCGCAUCAAGGGCAGAGGGAAAGGGGGUACGUUUCCAGUUUGUAAUGGAGUAUUUGGCCGAGCUAUGGGAGAUGGCUAUUAGUAGCUUGCUCUUUGUUUACCCUUCUGCCUACAGCGCUAGAUGUUCCCCAAUGUUCCCUAGGCCAUCUGGGGUUGCUGACAAACCCCAUUGUUGUCCCUACAGAACAAAGGCUUCUAUUAGAGCCAAGUGGGACGUAGUGGUUUGGAUUGUGGAUAAUUACAGGAACACUGUUAACUUCAUAUUCCAAGGACAUUUUAUUUUAUUUAGGUGUAUUCAUGAUCUAAUUUGCAGCAACCAUUUGUCCAUUGGCAUUUGGUUACUCUGCCGGAUCCUAUGGUGGUGAAUAAGAGGUCACAAGGGAGUUAUUCACACACACACACACACACACACACACACACACACACACACACACACACACACACACACACACACACACACAGUCCCAUGGAAACGGAGCCUGCUGACUCAGCAGUGUGAUACAUGGUUGUCUCUUACUCACAUAUUCCCUUACACACAUACACACUUCUUGUUGAUCCACCUCUUGUAGCAUGUUAGCCUACUUUGGGCUGGGGUGCCAUGUUUAGAUUUCAUGAAACGUUGAGGUGAGUUCAACAGAAAAGGGAUCUGUAUUUUUUGUUAUUGGUGGACUGUCAUUGCUGUAAAUGGUCAUUGGGGUUUUUCACCCUUAACAGUUUCCCGUGUGUAUCAAGAAUGGUCCACCACCCAAAGGACAUCCAGCCAACUUGACACAACUGUGGGAAGCAUUGGCGUCAACAUAGGCCAGCAUCCCUGUGGAACGCUUUCGACACCUUGUAGAGUCCAUGCCCCGACAAAUUGAGGCUGUUCUGAGGGCAAAAGGGGGUGCAACUCAAUAUUAAGAAGGUGUUCCUAAUGUUUUGUACACUCAGUGUAUUUGAUUCACAGUGAUUUUAAGACCAAAUCCUUCUCAAAAGAUAACUGCAUAGUUAGUAUAUUUUACAGGUAGCCAUUAUUCAUUUUCUUCUUUUAUCAUAGGAUGAAUUGUCGGAAGAUGACUACAGAUUGGAAGUCACUCAAAUACAUAAGGUAUGUUGAUUUUUAAAAUGUAAUACAGUUCCAACGCCAAAGGUACAAAUCGGGAAAUUCAUAUCUCACAAUUUCAGUCUUCAAAAAGAUGUGAACAAGCAAGUUAUUUCCUUAUAGUGACAUGGGGCCUCAUUUAUAAACCAUGCGUACGUACAAAAUAUACCCCAAAAUGCGCGUGCGCCAGUUUUCCCGCAAAAGUUGGCAUUUAUAAAAACUGAACUUGACUCCACGCAAACCUUAGACCAUGCAUACGCACAUCUUCUAUUGGUUGAAGUAUUGUAUUGCAAGUCGGCCUAAGUAUUUUGUUCAAAUGGGGGAUAUGACAUCCUUAUUCAUAGAAACAUAUUCAUAAUAAGAUGCAUCCAUUUGCCGUUAGUGAGAAGAGCGCAAAUCAAGUGUUUUAUUUUUGGAAUCUAAAAUAAUUAGACAUAGGAAUCUAUUUCCUAUUUAUUUUAUUUUCAUAAUCAUUACAGAAUAGAUUCCUCACGUUUUCUGGCCGUGAUGGGUUCAUAUUCCUGAAGUAGCCAUACAACAAAUGACCAUGCGCAUCUCAUUUAAUUGGGCCUAUGUAGAUAUAGGCUAUCUAGGCCUAUUUCCAGUUUUGCUGUAUGUGAUCUCAUAGGCAGCACAGUUAAUCCUACAGAUGAAUGUAACUGGUGAACAUCAAGACAGUUCAUCUUUUACUAUGAAGUACAGUGCAUUCGGAAAGUAUUCAGACCCCUUGACUCUUUCCACAUUUUGUUACGUUACAGCCUUAUUCUAAAAUGGAUUAAAUUGUUUUUUCCCUCUCAUAAAUCUACACACAAUACCCCAUAACGACAAAGCAAAGACAGGUUUUUAGAAAUAUCACAUUUACAUACAGUUGAAGUCGGAAAUGUACAUACACUUAGGUUGGAGUCAUUAAAACUCGUUUUUCAAACACUCCACACAUUUCUUGUUAACAUUUACAUUUACAUUUACAUUUAAGUUGUUAACAAACUAUAGUUUUGUCAAGUCGGUUAGGACAUCUACUUUGUGCAUGACACAAGUAAUUUUUCCAACAAUUGUUUACAGACAGAUUAUUUCACUUAUAAUUCACUGUAUCACAAUUCCAGUGGGUCAGAAAUUUACAUUCACUAAGUUGACUGUGCCUUUAAACAGCUUGGAAAAUUCCAGAAAAUGAUGUCAUGGCUUUAGAAGCUUCUGAUAGGCUAAUUGACAUCACUUGAGUCAAUUGGAGGUGUACCUGUGGAUGUAUUUCAAGGCCUACCUUCAAACUCAGUGGCUCUUUGCUUGACAUCAUGGGAAAAUCUGAAGAAAUCAGCCAAGACCUCAGAAAAAAAAUUGUAGACCUCCACAAGUCUGGUUCAUCCUUGCAAACCAAUCCCAGAACAACAGCAAAGGACCUUGUGAAGAUGCUGGAGGAAACAGGUACAAAAGUAUCUAUAUCCACUGUAAAACGAGUCCUACAGUGGGGAGAACAAGUAUUUGAUACAUUGCCGAUUUUGCAGGUUUUCCUACGUACAAAGCAUGUAGAGGUCUGUAAUUUUUAUAGACGGAAUCUAAAACAAAAAUCCAGAAAAUCACAUUUAUAUGAUUUUAAAGUAAUUAAUUUGCAUUUUAUUGCAUGACAUAAGUAUUUGAUCACCUACCAACCAGUAAGAUUCCGGCUCUCACAGACCUGUUAGUUUUUCUUUAAGAAGCCCUCCUGUUCUCCACACAUUACCUGUAUUAACUGCACCUGUUUGAACUCGUUACCUGUAUAAAAGACACCUGUCCACACACUCAAUCAAACAGACUCCAACCUCUCCACAAUGGCCAAGACCAGAGAGCUGUUUAAGGACAUCAGGGAUAAAAUUGUAGACCGGGCCAAGGCUGGGAUGGGCUACAGGACAAUAGGCAAGCAGCUUGGUAAGAAGGCAACAACUGUUGGCGCAAUUAUUAGAAAAUGGAAGAAGUUCAAGAUGACGGUCAAUCAUCCUCGGUCUGGGGCUCCAUGCAAGAUCUCACCUCGUGGGGCAUCAAUGAUCAUGAGGAAGGUGAGGGAUCAGCCCAGAACUACACGGCAGGACCUGGUCAAUGACCUGAAGAGAGCUGGGACCACAGUCUCAAAGAAAAUCAUUAGUAGCACACUACGGCGUCAUGGAUUAAAAUCCUGCAGCGCACGCAAGGUCCCCCUGCUCAAGCCAGCGCAUGUCCAGGCCCGUCUGAAGUUUGCCCAAUGACCAUCUGGAUGAUCCAGAGGAGGAAUGGGAGAAGGUCAUGUGUCUGAUGAGACAAAAAGAGCUUUUGGUCAAACUCACUCACCGUGUUGGAAGAAGAGGAUAUACACCCCAAACCCAUUGGAUGACCAGAGGAGGAUGAUUUUUAAAAUGUAAUACAGUUCCAACGCCAAAGGUACAAAUCGGGAAAUUCAUAUCUCACAAUUUCAGUCUUCAAAAAGAUGUGAACAAGCAAGUUAUUUCCUUAUAGUGACAUGGGGCCUCAUUUAUAAACCAUGCGUACGUACAAAAUAUACCCCAAAAUGCGCGUGCGCCAGUUUUCCCGCAAAAGUUGGCAUUUAUAAAACUGAACUUGACUCCACGCAAACUUUAGACCAUGCAUACGCACAUCUUCUAUUGGUUGAAGUAUUGUAUUGCAAGUCGGCCUAAGUAUUUUGUUCAAAUGGGGGAUAUGACAUCCUUAUUCAUAGAAACAUAUUCAUAAUAAGAUGCAUCCAUUUGCCGUUAGUGAGAAGAGCGCAAAUCAAGUGUUUUAUUUUUGGAAUCUAAAAUAAUUAGACAUAGGAAUCUAUUUCCUAUUUAUUUUAUUUUCAUAACCAUUACAGAAUAGAUUCCUCACGUUUUCUGGCCGUGAUGGGUUCAUAUUCUUGAAGUAGCCAUACAAUAAAUGACCAUGCGCAUCGCAUUUAAUUGGACCUAUGUAGAUAUAGGCUAUCUAGGCCUAUUUCCAGUUUUGCUGUAUGUGAUCUCAUAGGCAGCACAGUUAAUCCUACAGAUGAAUGUAACUGGUGAACAUCAAGACAGUUCAUCUUUUACUAUGAAGUACAGUGCAUUCGGAAAGUAUUCAGACCCCUUGACUCUUUCCACAUUUUGUUACGUUACAGCCUUAUUCUAAAAUGGAUUAAAUUGUUUUUUCCCUCUCAUAAAUCUACACACAAUACCCCAUAACGACAAAGCAAAGACAGGUUUUUAGAAAUAUCACAUUUACAUACAGUUGAAGUCGGAAAUGUACAUACACUUAGGUUGGAGUCAUUAAAACUCGUUUUUCAAACACUCCACACAUUUCUUGUUAACAUUUACAUUUACAUUUACAUUUAAGUUGUUAACAAACUAUAGUUUUGUCAAGUCGGUUAGGACAUCUACUUUGUGCAUGACACAAGUAAUUUUUCCAACAAUUGUUUACAGACAGAUUAUUUCACUUAUAAUUCACUGUAUCACAAUUCCAGUGGGUCAGAAAUUUACAUUCACUAAGUUGACUGUGCCUUUAAACAGCUUGGAAAAUUCCAGAAAAUGAUGUCAUGGCUUUAGAAGCUUCUGACAGGCUAAUUGACAUCACUUGAGUCAAUUGGAGGUGUACCUGUGGAUGUAUUUCAAGGCCUACCUUCAAACUCAGUGCCUCUUUGCUUGACAUCAUGGGAAAAUCUGAAGAAAUCAGCCAAGACCUCCGAAAAAAAAUUGUAGACCUCCACAAGUCUGGUUCAUCCUUGCAAACCAAUCCCAGAACAACAGCAAAGGACCUUGUGAAGAUGCUGGAGGAAACAGGUACAAAAGUAUCUAUAUCCACAGUAAAAUGAGUCCUAUAUCGACAUAAUCUGAAAGGCCGUUCAGCAAGGAAGAAGCCACUGCUGCAAAACCGCCAUAAAAAAGCCAGACUACGGUUUGCAACUGCACAUGGGGACAAAGAUCGAACUUGUUGGAGAAAUGUCCUCUUGUCAAAGCUAUUUGCUGCUCUGGCACCCCAAUGGUGGAACAAGCUCCCCCACGACGCCAGGACAGCGGAGUCACUGACCACCUUCCGGAGACACUUGAAACCCUACCUCUUUAAGGAAUACCUGGAAUAGUAUAAAGUAAUCCUUCUUUCCCCAUCCCCCAUAAAAAAAUAAAAAAGUGGUUGUCCCACUGGCUAUCAUAAGUUGAAUGCACCAAUUUGUAAGUCGUUCUGGAUAAGAGCGUCUGCUAAAUGAUGUAAAUGUAAAUAUAAAUGAUGAAACAAAAAUUUAACUGUUUUGCCAUAAUGACCAUCGUUAUGUUUGGAGGAAAAAGGGGGCCGCUUGCAAGCCGAAGAACACCAUCCCAACCGUGAAGCACGGGGGUGGCAGCAUCAUGCUGUGGGGGUGCUUUGCUGCAGGAGGGACUGGUGCACUUCACAAAAUAGAUGGCAUCAUGAGGAAGGAAAAUUAUGUGGAUUUAUUGAAGCACCAUCUCAAGACAUCAGCCAGGAAGUUAAAGCUUGGUCGAAAAUGGGUCUUCCAAAUGGACAAUGACCCCAAGCAAACUUCCAAAGUUGUGGCAAAAUGGCUUAAAGACAACAAAGUCAAGGUAUUGGAGUGGCCAUCACAAAGCCCUGACCUCAAUCCUAUAGAAAAUGUGUGGGCAGAACUGAAAAAGCAUGUGCGAGCACGGAGGCCAACAAACCUGACUUAGUUACACCAGCUCUGUCAGGAGGAAUGGGCCAACAUUCACCCAACUUAUUGUGGGAAGCUUGUGGAAGGCUACCCGAAUCGUUUGACCCAAGUUAAACAAUUCAAAGGCAAUGCUACCAAAUACUAAUUGAGUGUAUGUAAACUUCUGACCCACUGGGAAUGUGAUGAAAGAAAUAAAAGCUGAAAUAAAUCAUUCUCUCUACUAUAAUUCUGACAUUUCACAUUCUUAAAAUAAAGUGGUGAUCCUAACUGACCUAAGACAGGGAUUUUUUUACUAGGAUUAAAUGUCAGGAAUUGUGAAAAACUGAGUUUAAAUAUAUUUGGCUAAGGUGUAUGUAAACUUCCGACUUCAACUGUAAGUAUUCAGACCCUUUACUGAAUACUUUGUUGAAGCACCUUUGGCAGCGAUUACAGCCUUGAGUCUUCUUGAGUGUGACGCUACAAGCUUGGCACACCUGUAUUUGUUGAGUUUCUCCCAUUAUUUUCUGCAGAUCCUCUCAAGCUCUGUCAGGUUGGAUGGGGAGCGUCGCUGCACAGCUAUUUGCUAUGUGCUUACUGUUGUUGUCCUGAGCGCUCUGGAGCAGGUUUUCAUCAAGAAUCUCUCUGUACUUUUCUCCGUUCAUCUUUCCCUCGAUCCUGACUAGUCUCCCAGUCCCUGCCGCUGUAAAACAUCCCCACAGCAUGAUGCUGCCACCACCAUGCUUCACCGUAGGGAUGGGGCCAGAUUUCCUCCAGACGGGACACUUGGCAUUCAGGCCAAAGAGUUAAUCUUGGUUUCAUCAGACCAUAGAAUCUUGUUUCUCAUGGUCUGAGUCUUCAGGUUCCUUUUGGCAAACUCCAAGUGGGCUGUCAUGUGCCUUUUACUGAGGAGUGGCUUCCGUCUGGCCACUCUACCAUAAAGGCCUGAUUGGUGGAGUGCUACAGAGAUGGUUGUCCUUCUGGAAGGUCCACAGAGGAUCUCUGGAGCUCUGUCAGAGUGACCAUCAGGUCACCUCCUUCUCCCCCGAUUGCUCAGUUUGGCCAGGCGGCCAGCUCUAGGAAGAGUCUUGGUGGUUCCAAACUUCUUCCAUUUAAGAAUGCUGGAGGCCACUGUGUUCCUGGGGACCUUCAAUACUGCAUACCUUUUUUGGUAGCCUUCCCCAGAUCUGUGCCUCGACACAAUCCUGUCUCGGAGCUCUAUGGACAAUUCCUUCGAUCUCAUGGCUUUUUUUGCUCUGACAUGCACUGUCAACUGUGGGACCUUAUAUAGACAGGUGUGUGCCUUUCCAAAUCAUGUCCAAGCAAUUGAAUUGACCACAGGUGGACUCCAAUUAAGUUGUAGAAACAUCUCAAGGAUGAUCAAUGGAAACAGGAUGCACCUGAGGUAUUUCUGUUUUUUAUUUUUAAUACAUUUGCUAACAUUUCUAAAAACCUGUUUUUCGCUUUGUCAUUAUGGGGUAUUGUAUGUAGAUUGAUGAGGAAAACAGUUAAUUUAAUAUAUUUUAGAGUAAGACUGUAACGUAACAAAAUGUGGAAGAAGUCAAUGGAUCUGAAUACUUUUCGAAGGCACUGUAUGUAUGCUACUACUGUAUGUAGCCUACUGUAAUUUCAAUUUGAUUUGAGUAGCCUAGACAAUGUUUCAGAAUUCAUGGGCAGUCCAGCAUAUUAAGGUUGGGGAGGAAAAGUCAAUGCAAAGCAUUGUUGAAUUUAACUAUUCUGCUGACAGGUCCACAACAAUUUUUCAUUGUUUCCUCUUUCAGAAACUGUCACAUUCCUUUGCCAAAUACAGCAUAAAUUACCGCAAAAAAAUAAAACAUUCUGCCAAUACAGUAAAUUGACCGGUAGCUUAUGUAAAAUAUUUGACGAUAUUCGUUGGCUACAGUACUGCUGUGCGAUAGCAGCGCAACAUCAUAAGCCUAUUUAAUCACAGAGCCUAUACUAAGACAGGACAGACAUAGAAGCACAAUAAUCUAUUGAUAAACAAAAUAUUGAACAACAAUUUUAAUACGGCCAAGAUAUCUUGUGGAGAUCUUCAAGGAUCUAUUGUUGGACCUUUGUUGUUUCUUACCUAAAUUACACAACCUUACUUCCAUUACUGUUUGCUGAUACCAAUAUGAUUUUAACUCAUAAGAACUUUCUCUUUCUCUCCCCCUCUGUCUCUGAAGGACUUUAGAAUGGAGACGUUUGCAGGGCCUGUGUUUGCCAGCUUGCGUCGCUCCCUGGGGAUGACAGAAAAGGAGUAUCAGCACUCUCUCUCCUCUGACGGAUCCUACCUGCAGUUCAUCAGCAACUCCAAAAGCAAGGCCGACUUCUUUCUCACGUGCGUAAGCAUAUUCUACUCUUCUCUUUCUUUCCCUUUGCUAUUAGAGUAUAUCUCUCUCACACAUAUAGUGCAAAUAUAGAAAAGCUACUUUGUUACUCCUAUCUGGCCAAAGUAUAUGCUCAAACACAAUACAAACAGAACACACUAGGCACUUCACACUUUAAGGUCACACACACACAUAUAUAUAUACAUACAUACAUACAUACAUACAUACACACACUACUGUUCAAAGGUUUGGGGUCACUUAGAAAUGUCAUUUUUUUCGAAAGAAAAGCAAUUUUUUUGUCCAUUAAAAUAACAUAAAAUUGAGCAGAAAUACAGUGUAGACAUUGAUAAUGUUGUAAAUGGCUAUUGUAGCUGGAAACGGCUGAUAUUUAAUGGAAUAUCUAUAUAGGUGUACAGAGGCCCAUUAUCAGCAACCAUCAGUCCUGUGUUCCAAUGGCACGUUGUGUUUGCUAAUCCAAGUUUAUCAUUUUAAAAGGCUAAUUGAUCAUUAGAAAACCCUUUUGCAAUUAUGUUAGCACAGCUGAAAACUGUUUAAAGAAGCAAUAAAACUGGCCUUCUUGAGACUAGUUGAGUAUCUGGAGCAUCAGCAAUUGUGGGUUCGAUUACAGGCUCAAAAUGGCCAGAAACAAAUAACUUUCUUCUGAAACUCGUCAGUCUAUUCUUGUUCUGAAAUGAAGGCUAUUCCAUGCGAGAAAUUACCAAGAAACUGAAGAUCUCGUACAAUGCUGUGUACAACUCCCUUCACAGAACAGCGCAAACUGGCUCUAACCAGAAUAGAAAGAGGAGUGGGAGGCCCCGGUGCACAACUGAGCAAGAGGACAAAUACAUUAGAAUGUCUAGUUUGAGAAACAGACGCCUCACAGGUCCUCAACUGGCAGCUUCUUUAAAUAGUACCUGCAAAACACCGGUCUCAACGUCAACAGUGAAGUGGCGACUCUGGGAUGCUGACCUUGUAGGCAGAGUUGCAAAGAAAAAGCCAUAUCUCAGACUGGCCAAUAAAAAUAAAAGAUUAAGAUGGGCAAAAUAACAGACACUGAACAGAGGAAGAAUGGGAAAAUGUGUUAUGGACAGACGAAUCGAAGUUUGAGGUGUUCGGAUCACAAAGAAGAACAUUUGUGAGACGCAGACCAAAUGAAAAGAUGCUGGAGGAGUGCAUGCUGCCAUCUGUCAAGCAUGGUGGAGGCAAUGUGAUGGUCUGGGGGUGCUUUGGUGGUGGUAAAGUGGGAGAUUUGUACAGGGUAAAAGGGAUCUUGAAGAACAAAGGCUAUCACUCCAUUUUGCAAUGUUGACGGCUUCUUGAUUGGAGCCAAUUUCCUCCUACAACAGGACAAUGACCCAAAGCACAGCUCCAAACUAUGCAAUAACUAUUUAGGGAAGAAGCAGUCAGCUGGUAUUCUGUCUAUAAUGGAGUGGCCAGCACAGUCACCGGAUCUCAACCCUGUUGAGCAGCUUGACCGUAUGGUACGUAAGAAGUGCCCAUCAAGCCAAUCCAACUUGGGGAAGGUGCUUCAGGAAGCAUGGGGUGAAAUCUCUCAGAUUACCUCAACAAAUUGACAACUAGAAUAGCAAAGGUCUGCAAGGCUGUAAUUGCUGCAAAUGGAGGAUUCUUUGACGAAAGCAAAGUUUGAAGGACACAAUUAUUAUUUCUAUCAAAAAUCAUUAUUUCUAACCUUGUCAAUGACUACAUUUCCUAUGCAUUUUGCUAUAUUUUCUAUUCAAACUCAUUUCAUGUAUGUUUUCAUGGAAAAGAAGGACAUUUCUUAGUGACCCCAAACUUUUGAACGGUAGUGUGUAUACACACAUAUAAACUCAGCAAAAAAAGAAACGUCCUCUCACUGUCAACUGCAUUUAUUUUCAGCAAACUUAACAUGUGUAAAUGAAUGAACACAACAAGAUUCAACAACUGAGACAUGAACACAACAAGAUUCAACAACUGAGACAUAAACUGAACAAGUUCCACAGACAUGUGACUAACAGAAAUUGAAUAAUGUGUCCCUGAACAAAGGGGGGGUCAAAAUCAAAAGUAACAGUCAGUAUCUGGUGUGUCCACCAGCUGCAUUAAGUACUGCAGUGCAUCUCCUCCUCAUGGACUGCACCAGAUUUGCCGUGAGAUGUUACCCCACUCUUCCACCAAGGCACCUGCAAGUUCCCGGACAUUUCUGGGGGGAAUGGCCCUAGCCCUCACCCUCCGAUCCAACAGAGGGUCAUGUCAGGAUGAGCCUGCAAGAAGGGUACCACAUGAGGGAGGAGGAUGUCUUCCCUGUAAUGCACAGCGUUGAGAUUGCCUGCAAUGACAACAAGCUCAGUCCGAUGAUGCUGUGACACACCGCCCCAGACCAUGACGGACCCUCCACCUCCAAAUCGAUCCCGCUCCAGAGUACAGGCCUCGGUGUAACGCUCAUUCCUUCGACGAUAAACGCGAAUCCGACCAUCACCCCUGGUGAGACAAACCAUGACUCGUCAGUGAAGAGCACUUAUUUAUUUUUAUUAUUAUUAUUAUUAUUUUUAUUUUUUGGGGGGGGGGGGGGGGGGUGGAUCAGCUUAAUAUUGCAGAUAGAUUGUAUCUUCUAUCAAUGUAAUUGUCUGCAUCACUUCCAAUCCCCCAUGUUUUUUAUAUAUAUACUCCCCUUUAUUACUUUUCAACCCCGCCAUCCUUUCCCUACUUGGAGUAAAUUAGUGUACAACAAUGCCCAGGCCUCUACUUCCGGUCUAUACUUCAUAUCUACACCUUAUGGACACAGUUAAUUUUACAAUAAUUCUAUUAUAUAUAUAUAUAUAUAUAUAUAUAUAUAAUUUUUUUUGCUCCUGAACUUCUUCUACUCUCAACCUCUCCGAUCAUUUUCAUGAUGUCCGUCCGGUUUGCUUCUAGAUGCCAUAUCUUUGUCACGAACGUCUUCCAAAUGAGUAGACCAAAGCGCAGCGCGUUGAGCGAACAUGACUUUAUUAAUUCAAAGUCUGGAACAAAACAAUAAAACAAGAACGAUUCGUGAAGUCCUCUGCUAUACUGACAGAACAUGGAACAAAAACCCACAACACCCAAAGGAAAACAUACAGAUAAAUAUGGCUCCCAAUCAGAGAUAACGAGCCGACAGCUGCCACUCGUUACCUCCGAUUGGGAGUCAUUGACCAAACCUAGAAAUGAACGUGACAGAAAUGCAAACAUAGAAAUACACCCAAACCCAACAUAACAAAAUACACCCUGGCUCAAAUACAAAAGUCCCGGAGCCAGAGUGUCACAGUACCCCCCCCUAAAGGUGCGAACUCCGGGCGCACCAGCAUACAGUCUAGGGGAGGGUCUGGGUGGGCGUCUGUCCACGGUGGCGGUUCUGGCCCUGGUCGUGGUCCCCACCCCACCUUAGUCACUAUCCGCUUCCGUAGCCUCCUCCACAUGACCACCCCCCAACUAAACCCCACUGGAUUAAGGGGCGGCACCGGACUAAAGGGCAGCACCGGACUAAGGGGCAGCACCGGACUAAGGGGCAGUACCGGACUAAGGGGCAGCACCAGGAUAAGGGGCAGCACCGGGCUAAGGGACAGCACCGGACUCAAUGGCGGAUCCUGGCUGGCUGGCUCUGGCGGAUCCUGGCUGGACGGCUCUGGCGGAUCCUGGCUGGACGGCUCAUGGCUGGCUGAAGGAUCUGGCUGCUCAUGGCUGGCUGACGGAUCUGGCUGCUCAUGGCUGGCUGACGGAUCUGGCUGCUCAUGGCUGGCCGACGGAUCUGGCUGCUCAUGGCUGGCUGACGGAUCUGGCUGCUCAUGGCUGGCUGACGGAUCUGGCUGCUCAUGGCUGGCUGACGGAUCUGGCUGCUCAUGGCUGGCCGACGGAUCUGGCUGCUCAUGGCUGGCCGACGGAUCUGGCUGCUCAUGGCUGGCCGACGGAUCUGGCUGCUCAUGGCUGGCCGACGGAUCUGGCUGAUCCUGUCUGGCCGAAGGCUCUGGCUGAUCCUGUCUGGCGGAAGGCUCUGGCUGAUCCUGUCUGGCGGAAGGCUCUGGCUGAUCCUGUCUGGCGGAAGGCUCUGGCUGAUCCUGUCUGGCGGAAGGCUCUGGCCGAUCCUGUCUGGCGGAAGGCUCUGGCUGAUCCUGUCUGGCGGAAGGCUCUGGCUGAUCCUGUCUGGCGGAAGGCUUUAGCGGCUCCGGUCUGGCGGACGGCUCUGAAGGCUCAUGGCAGACGGGCGGCUUUGCAGGCUCAGUACAGACGGGCAGUUCAUGCAGCGCUUGGCAGACGGACAGUUCAGACGGCGUUGGGCAGACAGGCAGUUCAGGCGCCGUUGGGCAGACGGGCAGUUCAAGCGCCGUUGGGCAGACGGGCAGUUCAGGCGCCGUUGGGCAGACGGGCAGUUCAGGCGCCGUUGGGCAGACGGCCGACUCUGGCCGGCCGAGACGCACUAUAGGCCUGGUGCGUGGUGCCGGAACUGGUGGUCCCGGGCUGAGGACACGCAUCUCAGGGCUAGUGCGGGGAGCAGCAACAGGACGCACAGGACUCUGGGGACACACAGGAGGCUUGGUGCGUGGUGUAGGCACUGGUGGUACUGGGCUGGAGCGGGGAGGUGGCGCCGGAAAUACCGGACCGUGCAGGCGUACUGGCUCCCUUGAGCACUGAGCCUGCCCAACCUUACCUGGUUGUAUACUCCCCGUCGCCCGACCAGUACGGGAAGGAGGAAUAACCCGCACCGGGCUAUGUGGGCGAACCGGGGACACCAUGCGUAAGGCUGGUGCCAUGUAAGCCGGCCCGAGGAGACGCACUGGUGGCCUGAUGCGUUGGGCCGGCUUCAUGACAUCCGGCUUAAUGCUCAAUCUAGCCCGGCCGAUACGUGGAGCUGGAAUGUACCGAACCGGGCUAUGCACGCGUACAGGAGACACCAUGCGCUCUACUGCGUAACACGGUGUCUGCCCGUACUCUCGCUCUCCACGGUCAGUCCAGGGAGUAGGCGCAGGUCUCCUACCUGACUUCGCCACACUCCCUUUUAGCCCCCCCCCAAGAAAUUUUUGGGUAGUACCCACGGGCUUCCAGCCUCGACUCCGUGCUGCCUCCUCAUACCACCUCCUCUCGGCUUUAGCUGCCUCCAGCUCUUCACGAGGGCGGCGAUAUUCUCCCGGUUGUGCCCAAGGACCCUUUCCAGCCCGUAUCUCCUCCCAUGUCCAUGAAUCCUUUGGAGGCGUCCAUAAAUCCUGUGUAGGUAGAUCCUGUUGCCGCUUGACACGCUGCUUGGUCCUUUUAAGGUGGGUUUUUCUGUCACGAACGUCUUCCAAAUGAGUAGACCAAAGCGCAGCGCGUUGAGCGAACAUGACUUUAUUAAUUCAAAGUCUGGAACAAAACAAUAAAACAAGAACGAUUCGUGAAGUCCUCUGCUAUACUGACAGAACAUGGAACAAAAACCCACAACACCCAAAGGAAAACAUACAGAUAAAUAUGGCUCCCAAUCAGAGAUAACGAGCCGACAGCUGCCACUCGUUACCUCCGAUUGGGAGUCAUUGACCAAACCUAGAAAUGAACGUGACAGAAAUGCAAACAUAGAAAUACACCCAAACCCAACAUAACAAAAUACACCCUGGCUCAAAUACAAAAGUCCCGGAGCCAGAGUGUCACAAUCUUUCUAACUGUGCUCUUUCCCAAAAGCUCCCAACAUACAACCUAUAUACUUAUUAUGGACACAGUAUGCUUACAUAACUCCAUUCAAUGCCUCCCAUCUAUCUCUUAACACCAUCCAUAUAGGAUUUCUAUUUGCCAUAUAUAUUUCAACCGUACUGUGAUGUUUUACAAAAGUUCGAAACCUUUCUAUUCUCAUUGCUUCUCCAGAUUGUGAAUAAAAAAUAAACAUUUUUGCUAAAAGUAUUAUUAUAUUAUUGAUCGAUUGACUAUGACUUUUCAGAUCACCCAGUAAUGCUAUCUGCAAGGUUAGCUCCAGGUAAAUAUUGCAAUCCUUCAGCCAUUCCUGGACCUGUGUCCAAAAACAAGCUACAAAUGGACAGAACCAAAACAAAUGAUCUAAUGAUUCUGUCUCUUCACAGCUAAAUCUGCAGAGCUGGGAAGAUUGUAUCCCCCAUAUAAAUAACAUUCUAUUGGUAGCAAGAAUUUUAUAUAAUAAUUUAAAUUGAAAGAUUCUAAUUUUUGAAUCCGGUGUCAGUUCAUAAACACUAUGCCAUGGGAUCGGUACGUCAAAAAUCUCUUCCCAACUAUUUUGCAAUCUAUAUGGGACGGCUGUCAAUCCUUUGGUCCUUAAGUGAAACUGAUAAACUUUUUUAUUUAUCACAGUUUUCCUUAACCAAUUAUGUUCUUUAAUGCAAGGCCGACAGACAAGUUCCUUACUUUCUCCCCCUUCCACUUUCCUCUUCCACUUUUGCGGUAAGGCUGCAAUUAUUUGGUUGUAAUUUUGGGUAGAGCAGACAUUUCCAUAUGUUUUUGUUAGCUGCAUGUGCGACAUAACUCCACCAGUCCUACCGAUGAUAUCAUUUACGAAGAUUAGUGAAGAGCACUUUUUGCCAGUCCUGUCUGGUCCAGUGACGGUGUGUUUGUGCCCAUAGGCGACGUUGUUGCCGGUGAUGUCUGGUGAGGACCUGCCUUACAACAGGCCUACAAGCCCUCAGUCCAGCCUCUUUCAGCCUAUUGCGGACAAUCUGAGCACUGAUGGAGGGAUUGUACGUUCCUGGUGUAACUCGGGCAGUUGUUGUUGCCAUCCUGUACCUGUCCCGCAGGUGUGAUGUUCGGAUGUACCGAUCCUGUGCAGGUGUUGUUACACGUGGUCUGCCACUGCAAGGACGAUCAGCUGUCUGUCUGUCUCCCUGUAGCGCUGUCUUAGGCGUCUCACAGUACGGACAUUGCAAUUUAUUGCCCUGGCCACAUCUGCAGUCCUCAUGCCUCCUUGCAGCAUGCCUAAGGCACGUUCACGCAGAUGAGCAGGGACCCUGGGCAUCUUUCUUUUGGUGUUUUUCAGAGUCAGUAGAAAGGCCUCUUUAGUGUCCUAAGUCUUCAUAACUAUGACCUUAAUUGCCUACCGUCUGUAAGCUGUUAGUGUCUUAACGACCGUUCCACAGGUGCAUGUUCAUUAAUUGUUUAUGGUUCAUUGAACAAGCAUGGGAAACAGUGUUUAAACCCUUUACAAUGAAGAUCUGUGAAGUUAUUUGGAUUUGUACAAAUUAUCUUUGAAAGACAGGGUCCUGAAAAAGGGACGUUUCUUUUUUUGCUGAGUUUAAAUAUGUGUGUGUUUGUGUGUGUGUGUGUGUUAUAACUCACUACCUGUGCUAAUUCUCUUCCAGGAACGAUAAGCGGUUCUUUCUAAAGACCCAGAACAAGAGAGAGGUGCAAUUCCUCCUGUCCAACCUAAGAAUCUACAUGGAGCACCUAGAGAAGUAUCCUCAUUCACUGCUGGUCAAGUUCUUAGGUAAGACACAGGACUCUGAUCUUAUUGUUCAUUGGCCAGCGGAAAAAUGUGUCCACUUUGGCAGGGGCGUCAUGCACCCCAAAAAGCUAAGGGGGCACUAAGUACGUUAGAAUGGCUGGGGGGAGAAUUUUGCAUUUUUCAAACUCCUGAAACAUAUUUUUCUUGCCAUAAUCUUAAUUCUAUGUAAAAAACAAAACAAAAAAAAGUAUAUUUAUCUAAGCAUACCUCUUGAGCUGUCCGUAUCAUCCUGACUGGUGGUUCUUUUUUAAAAUAAACUAAAUACUGCUAAAAUCUGGGUAAAAGAGCUUAAAGGAAUGUGAGUGUUAUUCAGUACAUUAGUUAUUGCUUGCUUUUCUAAAGUAUACCAAUCUUGCCAGCAGGCAUGCCAGCUAAGAUAGUUAGACAAGCUAGCUACUCUAACUUAAUUGACAGGGUUGGGGAGUAACUGAUUGCAUGUAAUCAGCAUGUUGUAUGUGAGUCUAUGCAAAAGGUUCACAGGCUGAUAAAGGAAUGUUGAGACAAAUUGGAAUGCUCACAUGCUCAUUGAAAAUGACUGUAUCAAACAACAAUGGAACAUUCUAUUGGGUGGAUCUCAUUUAUAACCCAUGGGAUCUGGUUAAUUUUUGCCAUCCGAUCUAAUGAUGGCAAAAUCAUAGGCAGCAGGUAGGCAUCUGUCAAUGUGCCCUUGAGCAAGGCACUUAACCCUAAUUGCUGCUGUAAGUCGCUCUGGAUAAGAGUGUAUGCUACAAAUGAAUAAAAUGUCAAAAUAAAAAAUCCAGGGCUGGGGUCAAUUUGAAAUUGUAGGCAGUCAAUUCAGGAAGUAAACUUAAAUAACAAUUCAACAUUUGAAAAAACAGCAGCUAUUUUCAAUGACUUCUCUAUAAACUGAGGAGCGGCAGGUAGCUUAGUGGUUAAGAGUGUUGUGCCAUUAACCGAAAGGUCGCUGGUUCUAAUCCCCGAGCCGACUAGGUGAAAAAUCUGUCGAUGUGACCUUGAGCAAGGCACUUAACCCUAAUUGCUCCUGUAAGUCGCUCUGGAUAAGAGCGUCUGCUAAAUGACUAAAAUGUAAAAUGAGUCCUUUUUUUUUUUUUUUUUUUUUUUUUAAAUUAAAGUAACUUCCUGAAUUGACUGCCUUAAAUUAGAAUUGACCCCAGCUCUGGUUGAUUCUCUCAUCAUCAGAUGGUUUGUUAGAAUGUUAUGUAGGAAUGCAGUGUAUAUGACAGGAUUCAAGACAUAUAUUUUAUAUUGAACAAUUAUGGCAUGAUUUUGCAUAUCAGUAUAAUCACUACAAACUAGUAAAAUAUCCCUUUAGGAAUAUUAUAGAUACAUUUUGUAUUGUUUGAAAAUAAAAUAUAGAAAUUAGGGAUGCAAAUACUGACCAAAACAGUCAUAUGAAUAGUGUUUUUGGCACAUUUGGGAAAAUGUGUAGCCUAUGGUUAAAUCAGCAAUAGUUAGGAAUCAUUGUUUAGACUUAUUUUCUAACUUUAUGUAAAGUUUGGUGCACUCAUUAUGAAGGCAUUUUGUGAAAAUGGAUUACCUGUACCUCUUUGCUAGAUGUAAUGCAUUCCUGUGGGAUGUCAUAUAGGGUGCAAUGUACGGGGCAGGUUUCACAUCACAUUUCUUGAUGUUAACACAAUUUAUAAAAUCAUAUUUAAUACAAUUUAAAUUAAUAGACAUUCAUUAGAUAGUGAAUGCUUCUAGAACAUUUUCUAAGUGUUUUAAAAUAAUAUAUUUGAAACGGCUACAAAACUCAGCAAUUCUGACAGCUUUUUUGGCAUAGUUUUACCACUUCUGGUAAUAUUUUGCUAAAUACAUGUACAGUGAGCUCCAAAAGUAUUGGGACAGUGACGCAUCUUUGGAUGUUUUGGUUCUGUACUCCAGCACUUUGGAUUUGAAAUGAUACAAUGACUAUGAGAUUAAAGUUCACACUGUUAGCUUUAAUUUGAGGGUAUUUUCAUCCAUAUAAGGUGAACCGUUUAGAAAUUACAGCACUUUUUGUACAUAGUCCCCCCAUUUUAGGGGACCAAAAGUAUUGGGACAAAUUCACUUGUGUGUAUUAAAGUAGUCAAAAGUUUAGUGUUUGGUCCCAUAUUCCUAUCACACAAUGAUAAAAUCAAGCGUGUGUGACUACAAACUUGUUGAAUGCAUUUGCUGUUUGUUUUGGUUGUGUUUCAGAUUAUUUUGUGCUCAAUAUAAAUGACUGGUAAAUAGUGUAUUGUGUCAUUUUGAAGUCACUUUUAUUGUAAAUAAGAAUAGACUAUGUUUCUAAACACUUCUACAUUAAUGAAAAUCAUCAUUAGUCUUUGCCACCCCAAAGUGGACAAAUGUGUGAAAUUUAGCCUGCUGGCACAUCAACUAUUAUGGAAAAUGUUUGUAGUUCUCUUACCAUACUGUAGCUUUGCAUUUGAUUGACUGAAGUUUACAUUUUUUUGUGUUCAAGGCGUCCACAGGAUCAAAAUUCCGCAUAGGAGGAAGGUACUGACUGAUUAUAGAUUGUUAUUCACAGCCAUAUUGUUUAUUAUUAUCAUUGUUUAUUAGCUACAACUUAGUUUGUUCAUGCCUUGUCUUACCUUUUUCACAGAAGUACUUCAUUGUAAUGCAGAGUGUUUUUUACCCUGACGAUCGAAUCAAUGCCAGGUAAGCCUGUUUCAGAGUAAAACAAAAAAGUCUGGAGUGGGAAAUGUAUUACAGGCUCUGUGGUAGCAACACUGUUAUACUGACUUAGUUGCCUGUUGUUGCAGGUAUGACAUCAAGGGUUGUGAGGUGAGCCGAUGGACAGACCCCGCCCCAGAGGGAAGUCAGGUUAUCGUUGUCCUCAAGGACUUGAACUUCGAGGGCCAGUACAUCACUCUGGGUAAGGGUAACGAAUCCUGUCAUAGUAUGUUACAGCAUGAGAUAUGUUAUUCAUGUGUACCAGAGGACUGAUUGCAACGAAAUGAAAGACCUUACAGUUAUGUUUUAGUAAUUGAGGUAGGCCAAUUUGGUCACGCUUAUACCAGAGUAACAUCCAUUGUAAUAACCCAUGUAAUAACCAGUUUUUUAUCAUGUAAAUCUUGGUGGGGCAAACCCACAUUUUUUGGGGGGAUGAAUGCCAGCAAAGCCACAACACAACACUAAACAAUACAUUAAUUGCACUAUAACGGUGACAAAUGGUGCCCACAAACUGUUAGGGCCUACAUAAAGCUGUCCCAACAGCAGAGUCCCAACAGCAGUCCCAACAUCUUACCACUGCUACACCUGGCUAUCAGCGGAGCCUUGUCUGGCAGCGAAACAGUUCAUUCAGCCUCAUUUACUGCCUUUUAAAAAACAUAGCAGAUAUGGCUGACUUGCUUAAACAAAUGUGGUUUCUACUGACAAACUAUGGCAUAAGGGGACGACGAGCGGAUAAGAGGCAAUCUGUAAUUUCGAUUAAGACGAUAAUGAGCGAGCUAGGACGGACGUAGUCAAUAUAACUAUUUGUUCAGCACUUUUGAAAUGUACAGCGGCAGAAUUCAGAACAUGGGCCGUUCUUACAGUAUUCUCCCUGUACACCAAGUCAGAACCGUAGGAUAAAUAAAGGGGGCAUAUAGGCAGACAAUGAAAGCUCUUACAAUAUUCAAUGAUUACAUUUCUCUAUAGGCUACAUGUGCACCACCAAGUCAGAACAGUAGGCUAAAUUAUGAGGGGAAAAGGGACCAGAUUAUUAGGGUGAGGCACAUGGGCUACUCACAGUUUACUACACAACAUACACUUAGUAUUACUUUCUUAGCUACAGUAUACAUAUCUCCCUGGCAUAUUACAUCAUUUAUGCAGCAGCAUACAAUACAUUUUUGGACUCACCUUGUUGUGCUGUGCGCACUUGAACAGGAAGGUGGCACGGCGGUCCUUCGUGGGAAAAUUUUGUCAUCAAAGUGUGGCAUUCUCUGGAUUUAUGGCGCUUGCAAGACAACUGGGAACUCUGAAAAAAACAAGCUUGAAUCAUGACGGCGUCAGUGAUCUUCAGGUCGUAGCUCUAGAAAGAGGCCCGAGUUCCCGAUUUACAAUUCCGAGUUGGAUGACUGUUCAAAAUUAUUUUCCCAGUCAGAGCUAGUUUUUUCCCGAGUUCCCAGUUGUCUUGAACUCACUGAAGUCAGAUUUCCCAGUUCCAAGUUUCCAGUUGUUUUGAGCGUGGCAGAAGUUAUGCUGGAUUGACAGCAUGGCCAAUGUUGAAUGUUUGUCCUUGGAAAAGAGACCCUUAAACCCAGACCUGGGACCACACAGCCACUCCACUGAAUAGUAGGCUAGUGAUUGCUUUGCAAUGCUUGCAGUUAACCGCUGAUUCCUUCCAAACCUCUCAUUGUUGAAUUUGCGAUUUCCAACUUGUUGUGUAAUGUUUAUGUCCAAUGGCCGAUGAGCACCGAUACGUUUUAUCUAUAAUUUCUCUUCAUUAUUUCUCUUCAUAUAACAAGGAUUAAAAAGGAUUUGCCAGUAGAUCGUCGACUUGAUUCAUGAUGAUGACUGCUAGCUAAGAUUUCGAAAGUAUGAUGUUGACAUGAUCAGUCCAAUCAAAGCUACGUGUUUGACAUCAUUUUAGCUGUGGCCAAUGACCUUGAGCCUUCUUGGAUGGGCACUUCUAAUGUAACCCAAUGGCAGCACCCAAGGGGCUUGAAUGUUCGAGCUCUACCCUUAGAUUUGGCGGUGACGUAGUGUCCUAAUGAGUGACAGAACACUGAGCCAAUCACGGCGCAACUAGAGAACAUUACCCUACGCUCUGUAUUUUCCACUGGCUGCCCCACCACCACAGAAAGCACUGAGCUAGGCUGAAACACCUGCAUUUUGGAGCUGCCUUACUCAAGAAAGCAAAAAAGAGACCAUGUUUGUAUGUGGCUUUAUUAACUCUGCCCCAGCUGCUUUGAAUGACGGGUCACCACUGGUAAUAACACUGUAACAGAGUAGUAAGUGGUACAUACAUUCAUAGAGUCCUAACCACUUUUGCAAUAUAUGUGCUUGUUUUGAUAGACCAGCAUCGUCCAUGGCUGCUCCGGCAGGUGGAGAUUGACACGUCGUUCCUGCAGAGACUCAAUGUGCUGGACUACAGCCUCCUGGUGGCCCAUCAGCCCCUGCACCAGGAUGAACGGCACCAGUGCCUGUCCUUCGCCACCCUUAUCAUGCGCACAAAAAAGUGGGUGGGAUUUUAUUUUUUACAUUUUUUAUCCCGUUUUUCUUGAUGUUUAAGUUUCUUUCUUUAUGUUUUAGUGACAUAUUCAGGCCUCAAAAGUGGUGUAAUGUCGAGAUCAAUCUUUUCCCCAGGUCCUGGUCUUUCUUCAGAACAAAACCAAUGACUUCCAGGCAUGUAGUUACCACAAAUAUACUGCUUGGCUAUACAAUAACAUGCAUAACCACCACAAGAGCAACUAUCUAGUAUUUGUCUACUCUAAAAUCAGUCAACUUUGGUAUUUUUUAGGUUGGCCAUGCUGCCUCACUCUUGGCACUUACCCUCCCCUCUUUAACCGCUCAGGUAGACAUGCUGGCUCUAAUAACUCUGUUACCCUUCAUAGAGAUGGAUAGAGGCUUUACUUGCCACAAAGCCUGUUUUAACAUGGGCAGCGCCAUUAAGUGGAAGAAAAUGGAACUGCCUAUUUUUAAUAGAGAUAGCAUGGGCAGUGCCAUUGAGGGAUAUCACAGAAGUGUUCAUGGCAAAGAUAUUUAUAUCUCUGUUACCCUCUCCUCUUUAACCUUUCAGGUGGCCAUGUUGGCUCUAAUAACUCUGGUUACCCCCCUCUCCGCUUUAACCUCUCAGGUCAGUGAUCACUUGCUCAAGCCCCACCCAUGUGGGCAUGCCCACUGUUCCGGGGGCGGUCCCAGAGGAAGACUCCGCCCUGUUGGUGUCAGAGAUGGACGGCAGGACAGGAAGUUGCAGCGUUGCUGAGUCAGGGGGAGGAAGUAACCUGGGCAGUGCCCCUUCCGGGAGACCCUGUACUGAGCAGCCGGUGGGAACAGUCACGAAUUCGAUGGAACUGCGGGACUUCCAGGCCCAGAACCGCCGGCUGCUGCCCAACUUCAGAAACCCGCUGCACGUCAUUGAUGGACCGGAGCAUCGCUACUUUGUGGGCAUCAUCGACAUCUUCACUGUCUACAGCUUCAAGAAGAGGCUGGAGCAUUGGUGGAAGAGACUGCGGCACCCAGGGCAGGCCUUCUCCACCGUCAGCCCCCCCGCUUACUGCCUUAGGCUCUGCCAGUGGGUACAGGACCACACCAGGUAGACUCAGAAAGAGGGGAGGAUGGUUACUCCCACUAGCACGCUGUCUGCCCAGGGACACACAUGCACGCAUAUAUACACACACACACACACACACACAGGCUAGCAACUGGGACGCUGACCAGAGACACAAAGCUAUUCUUUUAAAGCGCUGUAAUUUCAGAUUGACCAAGGGGCAGUUAUUUUCAUGUUUCCACAUGUCCACACCAAAGCCAAAACUAACAUAAACCAUUAUAUGAAAAUAUAAUAUUCACCACCGCGGAUAAAUGGGUUCUCCCUCUUUUCUUACAUUUUUGUUAAGUAAACAAAGAAAAAGGUGCAACAUUUAAAAUCAAGUGCUAUGAAUUGAUUAGCUGAUUAUCCAAAGUAAUCGUUUUUGAAUUGUUGAAGUUUAGUUAGUGAAUCAAUGAUGAAAACCAAAAUGAUAUUAUAAAUUUGCCACCUGUUUUUAUUUUCUUAAAAAAUAAAUAAUAAUUAGACUCCUAUCGAUUUCUCCCCCCAAUUUAACUUUGACGUUUUGAUACCUGUACAAUAUUGUUGUAUUUUUUUUAAAGCUGUGUGUUCACUGUUCAACUGACUGUGGGGCCCGAUUUAGACGCCUUUCCUACGCACUUCUCAGUAGUUGGUAUUCAGACUUACCUUAUGCAGGUGCGUAACGGGCUUUGCAGACGUGGUUCACUUGCGCGCGCUGAAUACAUUUCAUUCAACCGUUGAAAACCCUAUCAUUUACUGGCCAACAGAUUUUCUUGUGGAGUUUUCAUCCAAUACAUUUGUCGACAGACUCACUAGAAUGGGUUCAGAAUAUAGAGAUCAAUGAAAGAAAGCCACCUAAAUAUAUGCAUAUUCGUCUCCGUUUCAGGACCGACUGGUCGAUUUAAAAAUACUUAUUAAGGCACAUUUUUGGGUUAGGAAAGUAUGUAUGAAUCAUUAAUAUAAAUACAGGGUUUGAAGAGCCUUUACACACAAAAUACAGUACAUUCGGAAAGUAUUCAGACCCCUUGACUUUUUCCACAUUUCGUUACAUUACAGCCUUAUUCUAAAAUUGAUUAAAUAAAUGUUUUCCCUCAUCAAUCUACACACAAUACCCCAUAAUGACAAAGCAAAAACAGGUUUUUAGAACUUUUUGCAAAUGUAUAAAAAAAUAUAUAUAUAUAUAUAUCACAUUUGUAUUCGGACCCUUUACUCAGUACUUUGUUGAAGCACCUUUGGCAGCGAUUAAAGCCUUGCCUCUUCUUGGGUAUGAUGCUACAAGCUUGGCACACCUGCAUUUGGGGAGUUUCACCCAUUCUUCUCUGCAGAUCCUCUCAAGUUCUGUCAGGUUGGAUGAGGAGUGUUGCUGCAAAGCUAUUUUCAGGUCUCUCCAGAGAUGUUCGAUCGGAUUCAAGUCCGGGCUCUGGCUGGGCCACUCAAGGACAUUCAGAGACUUGUCCCGAAGCCACUCCUGCGUUGUCUUGGCUGUGUGCUUAGGGUCAUUGUCCUGUUGGAAGGUGAACCUUCACCCCAGUCUGAGGUCCUGAGCGCUCUGGAGCAGGUUUUCAUCAAGGAUCUCUCUCUACUUUGCUCCAUUAAUCUUUCCCUCGAUCCUGACUAGUCUCCCAGUCCCUGCCGCUGAAAAACAUCCCCACAGCAUGAUGCUGCCACCAUCAUGCUUCACUGUAGGGAUGGUGCCAGGUUUCCUCCAGAUGUGACGCAUGGCAUUCAGGCCAAAGAAUUCAAUCUUGGUUUCAUCAGACCAGUGAAUCUUGAUUCUCAUGGUCUGAGAGUCCUUUAGGUGCCGUUUGGCAAACUCCAAGCCGUCAUGUGCCUUUUAGUGAGGAGUGGCUUCUGUCUGGCCACUCUACCAUAAAGGCCUGAUUGGUGGAGUGCUGCAGAGAAGGUUCUCCCAUCUCCACAGAGGAACUCUGGAGCUCUGUCCGAGUGACCAUUUGGGUUCUUGGUCACCUCAGUUUGGCUGGGCGGCCAGAUCUAGGAUGAGUCUUGGUGGUUACAAACUUCUUCCAUUUAAGAAUGAUGGAGGCCACUGUGUUCUUGGGGACCUUCAAUGCUGCAGAAAUAUUUUGGUACCCUUCCCCAGAUCAGUGCCUCGACACAAUCCUGUCUCAGAGCUCUAUGGACAAUUCUUUCGACCUCAUGGCUUGGUUUUUGCUCUGACAUGCACUGUCUACUGUGGGACCUUAUAUAGACAGGUGUGUGUGUCUUUCCAAAUCAUGUCCAAUCAAUUGAAUUUACCACGGGUGGACUCCAAUCAAGUUGUAGAAACAUCUCAAGGAUGAUCAAUGGAAACAUGAUGCACCUGAGCUAAAUUUUGAGUCUCAUAGCAAAGGGUCUGAGCCUUAUGUAAAUAUUUAUGUUUUUUAUUUGUAAUACAUUUGCAAAUAUUUCUAAAAACCUGUUUUCGCUUUGUCAUUAUGGGGUAUUGUGUGUAGAUUGAUGAGGGAAAACAUUUAUUUAAUCAAUUUUAGAAUAAGGCUGUAACGUAACAAAAUGUGGAAAAAAUCAAGGGGUCUGAAUUCUUUCCGAAUGCACUGUAAUCAAGGGGUCUGAAUUCUUUCCGAAUGCACUGUAAUCAAGGGGUCUGAAUUCUUUCCGAAUGCACUGUAAUCAAGGGGUCUGAAUUCUUUCCGAAUGCACUGUAUAUUGAUAAAUCUAAAAUACAGUGGUUUGAUUCAUCCCGAAAGUUGUCAUAUUCAAGUUCAAUCCAUGACAUAUUGGAAGGUGGAAAAAAAGUGUACAAUAGGGGUUGAACAAUAGUCCUAUAAAUGUACCCUAUCAUCACUAAUCAUGGAACUGUAUGACAACGGUCCAGUCGUCGUAAACCGUGCACCAGGCUCCAGGUUUAACCUGCUACGUGUGGUCUGAGUUCCAUAAUGAUUCAAAUGUCCCACAUUUUUGCACAGCGUUAGCCUAAUAUGAUCCACUAAUGUUAGCGACCCCCAGGAACAACUACACGGACAUGACAGAGGAAAGAAAGGUAAACGGACUGGAAUGAUACAAAAUGUAGGAAAUUAACACUAAAGUGACAGUUAGAAAUGUAUGUGGGUAUUACGGAUGGGCAUAUUAUUAAAACAUUCUAGAAAUCAUAAAUCAACUCGGUAGGUUUGGUGCUAUACUGUCAUUUGCGCAUGGCUACAAAAGCCUAUGCUAAAGCUUGAGUCUCUAUAUUUAAUCACUACAAAUUAUAAGGCCAGCAUUUCAUAACUUCACUGUGGGAAAGUUGAUAUGUUGAUAUGCUUCAGUUUGCUGCCAUGACUGGUUUCACAUCUGUCUCCAGCGAUCAUAAGAUAAAAUAGAUCUAAAACAAUUGUCAUUUAUAUUUACAAUCCCCUUAUCCAAAUGGUUUACUCAUUUACCUACCUCUUACCAAUAGCUCUUAUCAAUUUCAAAAUUACAGUGUAUGGAGAAUGCUGUUUUUUCAUUAGGCAAAAGUAGAUGCUUUUUCCACUUGGAACCAGCAGGUUUGCUCGACCUUAUUCAUGGUUUCCUCCUGCAUAAAUGUGGUGGAAUUAUGAGUUGAAUUAAGUCAAGGUCAGUAGAUGACGCAUCUGUAGCCACACCUUCAUUCCUUAGAUCUGCACCCUGAACGAAUAGUGGGUGAAUAGCAUGCUAUUCGCAUGCUUAAAGGGAUACUUCUACUUCCCCAGAGUCAGAUGAACUCGUGGAUACCAUUGUAAUGUCUCUGUGUCUAGUAUGAAGGAAGUUAGAGGUAAUUACGUGAGCCAAUGCUAACUUGUUUUAGUGCAAUGACUAGAAGUACAGUAUAUGGGUAUCUACUAGCAUGCUAGCAGAUAUCCAUAGACUUCCAGUCAUUGCGCUAACGCUAGUUAGCAAUUGCACUAGCGCUAGUUAGCAACUUCCUUCAAACUGCACGCAUUGCCAAAAUACCGAAGUAUCCCUUUUAAGUUCAAUGUCAGAAUACAUAUAGAGAGAAAAGUGCAUAAAAAGGGAAUUUUGUUCCAUUUACGCGCGCUUAACUUGGGUCAGAAUUCUGCCCCCAAGUGAAUAUACUCUCCUGAUACCACUGUGCAUGACUGUGGUCCUGCAGUAUAUUGUUUAUUUAUUUAUUUAUUCUUUGUGCAGUUAUGGCAAGGUCAGCAUAAAGGGGUAAUGUUUAAAAAUGCUGACAAACAGCUGUCAUUUUAUGAGACUGCCUAG